AUGUCACCUACUGCGUCGAAGAUAAGGCCUAACUCGUCAAUGCGCACGAUGCAGUCCUCGAUCACCUCACUCUUCACGCCAUCUGGCAAGUCUACUCGGUUGGACCCCUAUAUCUCUACGCAAUCCCCCGUGACCCCUUCAGCAAGAGUGUCCAAUACAAGGAAAAGAAGUGACCUGAGUGACUCAUGCUUUGCGUUCGAAGGCCCCUCGAAACGGAGCAAGCCAGCUCUAUCUGAACGCCUCCAAUCAGCCGCACCUCUUGCGGACAGGCUCCGUCCAACCACUUUGAGACAAUUUGUCGGACAACCACAUCUUACCGGCCCUGGAUCUCUGCUCAUGCAUCUAUUAGAUACUAGAGCUACGGGUAGCCUCAUAUUUUGGGGACCACCUGGAUGUGGGAAGACUACACUUGCGAGGUUGAUGGCAAAACGCACCGGUGCCAUCUUCAAAGAGUUGAGUGCCACUGAUGCUGGCAUCUCCGACGUUCGGGCCGUCGUCGAGGAGGCCAAGAGUGUACUUGCGCUCACCGGGAAAGUCUUCGUCUUGGAGCGACUGACAGACGACGACAUCACUCACAUAAUUACGCAAGCAGUUGAACGCGUUUCCCCACAAGGGCCGACUUUCACAGCUGAAAAUUCUGAGGAUGAUACUCACGACAUACCCAGCUCGCAGCCCGAGACGGAGGAUGUGGUCCCUCAUCCAUCUUCUUUUUCAUCAACGUCCACAGUGACCCCAUCGUUCCCUACCUACCCCCAACUCACCCCUAAAAUUGUUUCGUCUAUUGCUUCUCUCUCCACUGGCGACGCGCGCACUGCAUUGUCACUUCUCGAGCUCGUGCUCUUGUCUCCCAUUGACGCCGACCCAGACAGGCUUCUCUCAUCUCUUCGGCAAUCGGUGUCUACGUCAUAUGAUCGUACAGGGGACAGCCACUAUGAUAUGAUCUCUGCAUUGCACAAAAGCGUCCGUGGUAGCCAGGGCAGUGCGGCACUGUAUUGGCUCGCACGCAUGCUAUCCGCUGGCGAAGAUCCUAUGUAUAUUGCGCGCCGGAUGGUGGUAUGCGCAAGUGAGGAUAUUGGCCUUGCAGAUAAUCAUGCCCUCCCGUUGGCAAUGGCAACCCUGCAGGCAUGUCAAAUAAUUGGCAUGCCGGAGUGCCGCAUCAACCUCGCCCACCUUGUCUCAUACCUUGCAGAAGCUCCGAAGUCAACCCGUGCUUAUGAGGGUUACAAACGAGCUGAGGAAGCUGCGAAGUUGGAUGCAACAAUACCAGUCCCACUUCCCGUCCGGAAUGCACCCACGAAGCUUUUGAAAGAGCUAGGCUAUGCACGAGGCUACUGUUACAACCCCGACUAUGCGCAUCCCGUCACAAAUGAGUAUCUUCCAAUCCAAUUCAGGGACGCUGCUUUCUUGAAGCCAGCUGGUGAUAUCUCAGACAAGGUUUGGGAUGAGGAUGCCCUCCGACUAUGGGAGCUGGAGGAGAAUGAAGGUAGGCCCUGGAAGGGUAGGUUGAUUGAGAGGGGCACAUCACAAUGA
Messenger RNA from Fibroporia radiculosa, 1530 nucleotides. RefSeq lists its product as uncharacterized. Gene Ontology annotation, cellular component: nucleus. The record is from RefSeq and is a predicted model, not a curated record. NCBI's taxonomy places the organism in Eukaryota, Fungi, Basidiomycota, Agaricomycetes, Polyporales, Fibroporiaceae. The coding region runs from base 1 to 1530 and encodes 509 amino acids. Gene Ontology annotation, biological process: regulation of DNA repair; DNA-templated DNA replication. The transcript has 5 exons. Gene Ontology annotation, molecular function: ATP binding; enzyme activator activity; ATP hydrolysis activity.